Messenger RNA from Klebsormidium nitens, 1424 nucleotides. The record is from the annotation of a GenBank genome assembly. NCBI's taxonomy places the organism in Eukaryota, Viridiplantae, Streptophyta, Klebsormidiophyceae, Klebsormidiales, Klebsormidiaceae.
GGCAGUGAUAACGGCUGUCUGAAAGGGCGGAGGCGGCGACCCCAAUGCCAAAAGUGCCAUCACUAGUCCGAUCACGGCAUUUUGGAAGGCAGAUCUGCGCAGCUGGUUGUGCGCACUGGCGCCCCGUCAAAGCAGCAUUUGUGCAGCCAAUUCCAUCCUAGGAGCUUCCAGGCUCUUGCUAGAGUAGACGUAUUCUGAAAGAGAUUCGUUUCCUGAAGGGAGGCAGUGAUUUUCAGCUUAACAAUGUCGCCUAACUCAGAAUCGUCUGUGGAGGACAAGGGGAUAGUCGAGGAUCGCUCCCAGCAUCGUGCAAUCAAGACAGUGGCAGUUCUCUUUGCGAUGCAGGCCGAGUCGACGCCCCUCAUCGAACACUUGAAGCUGACUGUGAACUCAGACCACUUGUUUCCAAAGGGAUCCCCCUGGAUUGUGUACUCCGGGGGCCAUGGCGACGUGCACUUCCACGUAAUCGUACCGGGAAAGGACGGCGAGACAGGUGUCGAUAACGUGGGCACUGUCCCUGCCGCCGUCGCGACAUACGCGGCGAUCGACAAGUUGAAGCCGGACCUUCUUAUAAAUGCGGGGACAUCUGGAGGGUUCAAAGCGAAGGGCGCGGCGAUCGGGGACGUGUACUUUAUUUCCACCUUUGUCAACCACGAUCGGAGGAUACCUCUACCGGGCUUCGAAAAGUACGGGAUAGGAGCAAAGCAGGCAACGCAGGCGCCGAAUUUGGUCAAGGCAUUGGGACUUAAGGAGGGCAUUCUUUCCACCGCCAACUCGUUCGACCUUUCGGAAAAGGACCGGGAAUGGAUUACCAAGAACGACGCGACGGUAAAGGACAUGGAGGGGUCUGGUUUCGCCUGGGUCGCCGCCACGCUGGGCGUUCCGUUCCUUGGGAUCAAAGCGAUCACGGAUCUGGUAGACGGGGGGAGGCCGACGCAGGAGGAGUUCUUGGAAAACCUCCACACGGCGGCGGCCGCGCUUAAAAGGGUUGUGCCUGAAGUCGUCAGUUUUGCAUCAGGGAAGAGACUGAACGAGUUGUGAUUGACCUGGGUUCGUAUUCUUGUUUUGGUCAUUAUACACACUUGACUUCAUUAUAGACGCUUGACUUUUAACAGAUCGGUGCGGUGAAGUCACAUUGUUAUUAACAAACUCAUGCUUGGCAGUGGGUUUGCUGAGAUACCUGUUGUCAGUCAAUUGCGUUGUUUAGAGUACCCAUUAUUCCAAGUUGCGGGGCGACCUGGUCUUUAAUUGAAAAAUAGAACGGCCUCAUCUAUGAUGAGCGGGUACGUGGUCUUAAUUUCUCUGCAUGAAAACACGUCCCUAGGUUGAAUCUGUAAUAUUGUGUACCGGCUCGCGCAUCGAGCUUUAUCUGCUCGAUCGUUUGUCAUUUUAAGCAUGUGAACGGCUGUUCGAAAGGAUAAGAC